Moneuplotes crassus is the source of this 650-nucleotide messenger RNA. NCBI's taxonomy places the organism in Eukaryota, Ciliophora, Spirotrichea, Euplotida, Euplotidae. The record is from the annotation of a GenBank genome assembly.
CGCAAAAUGCUAUCAAACCCAUGGGGAUUAGAGAAUGAAGGCUACAUUCAUGACGUUGGAAUGCUUGACCAAGUCAUUUCCAUGCAAGCUGAGCUCGAUUCUAACAAGAAAUACCUCUCAGAGACUGAUAAAGACCUAGACUUUGAGAAAUUGGCCAGUUAUAAAGUGACAUUCAGUCCAGUACCAGACUCGACUGAAUAUCUUUCAAUUCUUGAGAAAAUCCUUGAUUUGAGCAUCGAAAACAGUAACUUGUCCCUCUCUAAAGAGAAAUUAAUGGAGGGGUUGGACUCUUUCCAAGAUUUCACGUGUCAAUCAUCAAUCCAAGCCAAAACAAAAUAACCUUAAUUACAUAAUCUCAGUGUUAUCCCUGAUCAAUGAGCAUAAAUCCGAUUUCUUGAAAAUCUUGCUCAAAUACAGAACUUCAUACGAAAAUACACUUGUAAUUUCAAAACCUGUGCAGGAAAAAUUUAUAAAUUUGUUACAAAAAUUAGCACUAGACUCAGGUGCUAGUUGCUUCAAAGAGCUCUCGGUUGGAAACAAGGCUCUGAGCCCCACAGACCUAGCUAUGAUCGAAGGCGAGAAAGAGUUCGAAGAGAUACAAGAAGUCUAUGAAAGCGUCCAAAGAGUCAUCUAGCUUUGCACAAAUUUCA